Molecule: messenger RNA, 1732 nt
Organism: Ricinus communis (castor bean)
Lineage: Eukaryota; Viridiplantae; Streptophyta; Magnoliopsida; Malpighiales; Euphorbiaceae
Exons: 1
Coding region: 1179-1556 (125 amino acids)
Source: RefSeq, a predicted model, not a curated record
GUUAAUGUUAAUAAUCAUGGGUAAGAAAAUAAAUUAUGUCAGGUUCCUUGUUCUUCUAUUUAGCUGUGGCUUGAGUCGGCAUUAUCGACCACUAAAUUAGCAUUAAAGUACUACUCUGCACUAUGUCUCAUCUGACCUCAAAUCUCCAAAAACUUAAAUCUCACUUGUUGACUUUACUCUUCUAUUUAUUGCUUUCAUUUUCAGUGCAACAUUUCCUGGAAUUGACUUGGGGAGGAAUGAUUUUUUUCUUUCUUUCUUUCUUUCUUGAUUGAGGAGUAACACGUAGGGAGAAAUGAUAAGCAAAACAUUAUCCACAUAUACUGUAAUUGCAAACGUCCCUAUCCUUAAUGGUUCCGUAGGUGAUCAUCCCGUCAGAUUUUACAAGCUGGCCUAUGGUACUGAUCAGGGUCAAAUAAAAUGAUAAUUCUGAUACCCCUGUUGAUGCCACUUUUGUUUUCCAUAUGGAACUCUAUGCAUGGUUCUUAGUUCUCAUUCAAUGGCUGCUAUUGCUAUAGUACUCUGAUGAUAAAAAUGGAAUUAGAAGGGGUUAAAAACAGUUAUUGUUCAGUACAAGUGUUCGACAUUAUUGUUGAUGAUGAUUGAUGUUUCCUGAUUCACUUUGUUUUGUGUACGCGAGACGCGAUUCUCUUACUUUCUCUUCAAGCUCAUCAGUACUCUUAAUUCACCCUGUGUUGCAAUGAUUUCGUGCAAGAAAACUGGGUGUUUCACAAUGUGAAAGAUAGAAAAAAAGGAUUUCAUUUUACGCAGUACACCAACAUGGAGCCUUCAAGAGUACUCCAAGUUAGGUAUCAUUUUAUUAGGAUGGAAAUGUUGAGCAGUAGGAUUAAUGCAUGAGCUGUAUUUUUUUUCUUUCUAAGAGAAAAAGAAAAAGUAAUGCAGUAUCCACACCCAAUAAGCCAGCUUCUGCUUUCACAUUUAAUGCACUCAACUGUUUCUUAAAACCACCCUCCAUAAUUUCAUUUAUGUUUAGACUAUAGAACCAACAAGACAACUACAUUUGUUGGCAUAGAAAAGGACAAUCUUUUUCUCAUCAUCCAAAGAAAAUGGAAAAAUUAAAAAGACAAUCCUUUUUAUAUAUACAUCUCUCAAACUGAUCUGGGAUAUCUUCUUUUUUCUUUUUCUAAACCAAAAAGAAUUCAUCCUUUCUGGUUAUUGUGAUGGGUUCUGCAGCCAAGUUCUCUUAUCAAAGGCUGAAUAAUGAAGACAUACUCGGUGAUUGUGAGGGUACAGAGAGACAAGUUGCUAGAUCAUCGAGAAGUUGGCAGAGGUAUAGAAGGGUGCAUCCAAGAAAGAGAUUUAGGCUUAAGGUUCCAAGUUUGAUGAGGAGGUUCUUGAGAAGGAAAGUUAAUCUUGUUUAUGCUGCUUAUGCUAAAGUGUUGAAGAGAUUGAAAGACGGUCAGGCUCAUUUUGGUGAUCUUUUUGCUGGGAAUUAUCUGUUCUUGCAGGUUAAUCCAACUUCAUUAAAGUAUUUAGAGAAAGCCUAUCACAAUACCGUGUUGCCUUCAAGGUACCCAUUACCAAGAAGAUGUGAUUAAUUAAUCCAGUACAAUCUAGGAUUGGAUACUGUUUGUGUUAUAGACUGUAACGUUGCUUUUUCUUUUCUUUUUUCCAUUAAUUGUACUUCAUGUAAUAACAGAUAAUGAUGAUGAUGAUGAUGAUGAUGCAUAAGCCUCUUUUCUGGUAUUAAAAGAUAAACUAGUUGAAUCUAUAA